AUGUCGUCGGGUCAGAGGUUAUCGAGGCAGCAGAAAGGGAAGGCAGUCGCAGCGGCGUCGAAUACGGCAAGAAAUCCUGACGGGGAUCGUGUCGGAGAUCCAGAAGCGAUUCACCGUGGGGCGAUGAUGGAUACAGCGAACCUAUCCCGUUCUCAGAGGCUCCUGGUCGCGGAUGCCGCGAGACUCGCGAGGGAAGGGAGUGAGAACGUCGUUGCGAGAGAUGCGACGGAAUGUGCGAGAGACGGGCAGAGCGGGGCGAUGCCUGUUGAGUCGAUCACCUUGAGGGCUCGACCUGUGGAGGGCGGUUCCUCGGAAAGUGUCGAUUCUGAAGCCGAACUAUUCCCGACUAUUUUCUACCCUGACGGGAUUUUCGAAGAGCUUCCUCAACUUCAUACCGACUUAUUACGUUCCGCCUUCUUAGCCGGUCAGGACUGGGAAGGCGUAGAGAAGACAAAGUUGACUUCGAGAAGCGUGAAGAGGGUUCUUCGGGCAGCUGGCGCAGUGGGCGUGACCUUCCUAGUGCCUACGGAGACGCAGAGGCCUUGGUCUCCUCCGAUUGGGUACCAGACAGUGUAUGAAUCCUACUUUCAGGGAGACACUCGCUGCUGGUUCCCCAUCCCGCGACUGAUUACUGCAUACGCCAGGCGCCGAGAUCUCGCGAUUAGUCAACUGCUGAAUGGCUCGCUGCGACUAGCGGUUACUUUGUCGGUUUUGGCGGAGCAGAUCGAUAUGCCGAUGAGCGUCAGAUCGUUCGAGGAGAUGACUUCAAUAACCGAUAUGAAGGAUGGCACCUACUCGGUGAAGAUGCGACUGAAAUGCAAUGUAUGCGCCGGUCAUCCGAAUAAGACGCAGAACUGGCAACGUUCCUACUUCUUCCUCAAGUCCGACAGUUCGGCCUUCGAGAAACCUCCCCGAAAUGAUUAUCGAGUUCUUUGGAACCGUUCUUGCGUCGGCCAUCCUACUUCUCCCGUUUAUCCCGAAGAUUUCUUGAGGAGCGUUCGUGCCGUCGCUCUGCUUCGAGUCUAUCGCUGGUCCGAGAUCACCGUCAAGAAGAUCCACGAGCUCAAAGAUCGAAUCGCUCGAAGAGAGUGGAGAUCCGACCUUCCGACCGUUCUUCCUAUUCGCGCUAAGCGACUAGACAUCUUCCCGAGAGACAUUCAGAAACAAAUUUCCGAGGCGAAGAAGAUGGGCACUCUUCCUGAUCUGAGCGCAAUGAUAGCGGCCCAGCUGGGGCUGGUCAGCGGGGAAGGUCCUUCGACGGCGGUUCCUCGUGCUGGCGAGGUUCCCCCUUCCGAAGCCAGAGGCGCGGGGAAGGGCAGAAAAAGAAAGAGAGGUGACGGCUCGGGAGCUGAGAGGAGUACCGAGGAGGCGAGUGAUGUCCCUCCUUCUGGUGAACCUCAGAAGAAGAAAAAGAAGAAGAGGACAAAGAAGAAGUCCGUUAGCGAGGAGUCGGGGAAUCUCGAGGGACCGACCGAAACUGAGGGGGGAGACGUCGAGGAAGAAGGACUUCAUCCCGAGGAGGAGGCUCUCGCAGCUGGGGCCCUUGGAGAAGAAGACGACGAGGAGGAGGCCGUCGACGGGCAGGAGCCCGAGGCUUCUCUCGGAGAUGCGGGCUCAGAUAACCUUGAAGAGGAAUCUGAGGGGUCGCCGCUUCUGAUAAGAAGGCGUGACGACGAGGCAGAUGGCGAGGAGCAAUUUCCUGCUCCGAUAUCCCCUUAUGUAGAGGUUCCGGCCCGUCCCAGUAUCGGGGCCGUCCAGACUGGUACCUCUUCUCGUGGUGAUGCCAUCUUGAGGAGGGUGCCCGGAGUUAGCUUUCCUGACAAAGUCGACUUCCACUACGAGGGGCCGGCUCCAUUGGCGUACGUUCCAGAGAAAUGCGGGGAGCUCCUUCGUCAGUUUAGGGGAAGGGCGAAACCUUUGCCCGCCGUGAAGGACCUUAUCUUCGGGGGAGAGUACGAGGAAGCCGCGAGGGCCAAAUUGCUGGGGGACAGCGCGAUGAAUGUCUUGAUUGACAAGUACGACACUGCGCUGAAGGGAGCUUUGGGUGAACUAGAGCUGGCUAAGAAGGAGUUUGCUGAGAAGGAGGAGGUCCUUGCUCGCCAGCUAAGCGAGAAAAGGAGCAAUCUCGAGAAGCUCAAUGGUAUGAUGAGUCGCACCAUAACUCGGAGAGACGAGCUGAAGGCUGAAUUGGAGGCGUCCCGAGGUGUCGUCCGUGAGCUUGAACAGAAGAAUGCUGAUCUCGAGAGCGAGAAGGUCUCACUUACUGCGGCUCAUGAAAGGGAGAUGAAACGCCUUAGAGACUCCAGGAUCCUAGAAGUCACUAAGGAAAGGGUAAGAGUCGAGACCGAGAUGGCCGCGAAGGCUAACCGUCGUUUCGCGAGGAUUCGUUCCCGAGAAGAGCGACGAGGCCUCUAUGAUGAAGCUCGGAAAUGUCUCGAAGCCUUGAGGAGGGCUGGGAGCGACAUCUCGCAAGCUACCAUUGAGAUUUUCGCGGAGCAAGAGAGGAAAUACGAGCAAGAGGCCGAGAAGCUCAAAGUGGGCGAGAUUCCCGCGGGAGAUCUCGCACUCUCUCCUCUCGUGCUGGACUCUCAGUUCGUGGAUGCUCGAAUCUUGGCGAGUCUCGACCCGUAUGGGUCCAACGCUGGCUUGAUCGAUCCCGAGACCGCGCUGACUCUUCACACUCCGCUCACUCAUUCGACGGAAGGAGAGACGCCUAACCGAGGGAACCUUGCUGCUGAAGAUAACGCCCCCCUGCUCGUACUUUCGGACACUUCGGCUGAAGGGUCCCGUCGAGGCAAUGAAGAAGAGAAUGUGGGGGUGUUUGAAGAGAUCCCGAGAUCAGAUGAAAUGCACGUCUCUCCGGCUGCUCGUGAGUCGAGUGUUAGGGCUUCGGAGCUUUCUGCCCUCAACGAUCGUGAGAGCGACCGAGAGGAUUAG
Brassica rapa (field mustard) is the source of this 2937-nucleotide messenger RNA. RefSeq names its product meiosis-specific protein ASY2-like. The record is from RefSeq and is a predicted model, not a curated record. Lineage: Eukaryota; Viridiplantae; Streptophyta; Magnoliopsida; Brassicales; Brassicaceae.